This is a messenger RNA of Perognathus longimembris pacificus (Pacific pocket mouse), 5577 nucleotides long. RefSeq names its product TBC1 domain family member 1 (gene Tbc1d1). The transcript is spliced from 21 exons. NCBI's taxonomy places the organism in Eukaryota, Metazoa, Chordata, Mammalia, Rodentia, Heteromyidae. The record is from RefSeq and is a predicted model, not a curated record. The coding region runs from base 310 to 3852 and encodes 1180 amino acids.
CCCGUGGCGUCCUCCGCCGGGAGGAGAGGCGGGAGACCGGCGACGCGGUGCAGCUCCAGGAAGCGGGAAGCGAGCGUAGCCACCGGGCUGGAUGGAUGCCUCACUCGCCCCGGCGGUCCCCAGGAUGCCCCCGAGGUCCUGCGCGCCCGGGCCCGGCCCGGGGCUCUGAGCGCACCCCCCCCUCCCGCCCCCUUGUACAGGAUUCUGUACCAAAAGUGUGUGGAAUCGAUUGCUCUGUUGGAUUGUUCGGUUGGUCAACAAUAGAAAGCCAGCAGCAAGGUUUUGCUGCGUCUCCAUUCCUUUUCCAAGAUGGAGCCCAUCACCUUCACAGCGAGGAAGCAUCCAUUUCCUAAUGAAGUCUCUGUGGACUUCGGCCUUCAGCUGGUGGGCUCUUUGCCUGUGCAUUCUCUCACCACCAUGCCCAUGCUGCCAUGGGUGGUGGCUGAGGUGCGAAGACUCAGUGGGCCAUCCUCCAAAAAUGAGCCUGCCACGAAGCAAGUGCGACUUUGGGUUUCACCCUCCGGACUGAAAUGUGAACCUGACCCCGGGAGAAGUCAACAAUGGGACCCGCUGAUCUGCUCCAGCAUCUUUGAGUGCAAGCCUCAGCAUGUGCACAAACUGAUUCACAAUAGUCACGACCCCAGUUACUUUGCUUGUCUCAUUAAGGAAGAUGCUGCGCACCGGCAGAGUAUCUGCUAUGUCUUCAAAGCCGAUGAUCAGACUAAAGUGCCUGAGAUCAUCAGCUCCAUCCGACAGGCCGGCAAGAUCGCCCGCCAGGAGGAGCUGCGCUGCCCCUCCGAGUUCGACGACACCUUCGCCAAGAAGUUUGAGGUGCUCUUCUGUGGCCGUGUGACAGUGGCCCACAAGAAGGCCCCACCAGCCCUGAUCGACGAGUGCAUCGAGAAGUUCAACCACGUGAGCUGCCGCCGGAGGGCGGACUGGGAUGCCGCCGCCCCUUCCGGGGAGCUGGGGCCAGGGGAGCCCCGCAGGCCCAUGCGCAAGUCCUUCUCGCAGCCCGGCCUGCGCUCACUGGCCUUCCGGAAGGAGUUCCAGGAUGCCAGCCGGCGGAGCAACAGCUUCUUCAGCUCCUUCGAGGAAUGCGACAUCGAGAACCACCUCAUUAGUGGACACAAUAUCGUACAGCCAACAGAUAUGGAGGAAAAUCGAACUAUGCUCUUCACGAUUGGCCAGUCUGAAGUUUACCUCAUCAGUCCUGACACCAAAAAAAUAGCAUUGGAGAAAAAUUUUAAGGAGAUAUCCUUUUGCUCUCAGGGUAUCAGACAUGUGGACCAUUUUGGGUUUAUCUGUCGGGAGUCUUCUGGUGGCGGCGGUUUUCAUUUCGUCUGUUACGUGUUCCAGUGUGCAAAUGAAGCUCUGGUUGAUGAAAUCAUGAUGACUCUGAAGCAGGCUUUCACGGUAGCCGCGGUGCAGCAGACAGCAAAGGCGCCAGCCCAGCUAUGUGAGGGCUGCCCUCUUCAAGUACUGCACAAGCUCUGUGAGCGGAUCGAGGGAAUGAAUUCUUCUAAAACCAAAUUAGAACUUCAAAAGCACCUGACAACACUGACAAAUCAGGAACAGGCAACUAUUUUCGAGGAAGUUCAGAAAUUGAGACCAAGAAAUGAGCAGCGAGAGAAUGAAUUAAUUAUUUCUUUUCUGAGAUGUUUAUAUGAAGAGAAACAAAAAGAACACAACCACAUUGGAGAGAUGAAACAGAUUACAGCAGAGAAUAUUGGAAGUGAAUUACCACCUAGUGCCACUCGACUUAGGCUAGAUAUGCUGAAAAACAAAGCAAAGCGAUCUUUAACAGAAUCUUUAGAAAGUAUUUUAUCCCGGGGCAAUAAGGCCAGAGGCCUGCAGGAACAUUCCUCCAGUGCAGAUCUGGACAGCUCUAUGUCUAGUACAUUAAGUAAUACCAGCAAGGAGCCAUCCACGGGUGACAGGGAGGCCUUGCCUAAUUCUGAAAGCUCCUUCAAGCUCCUCAGCUCCUCAGAUGACCUGUCCAGUGACUCGGAGAGCCACCUCCCAGAAGAACCUGCCCUGCUGUCACCCCAGCAGACCUUCCGAAGACGAGCGAACACCCUGAGCCAUUUCCCGGUGGAAUGCCCAGAGCCUUCGGAACCUGUGCGAGGAUCUCCAGGAGUCUCUCAAAGAAAACUUUUGAGCAUCUCCUACCGUAAUGCCCUGCGGAAAAAACUUCAUUCUUCCUCCUCUGUGCCAAAUUUUCUAAAAUUUCUGGCUCCUGUAGAUGAAAAUAACACCUCUGACUUUAUGAACACAAAAAGGGACUACGAAUCCAAAGCUAAUCACCUGGGUGACUUGGACACGACUCCCGUGAAGACGCGGCGGCAUUCGUGGCGCCAGCAGAUCUUCCUCCGUGUGGCCACGCCACAGAAGGCCUGUGAUUCCCCCAGCAGAUAUGAUGAUUAUUCAGAGCUGGGAGAACUUCCCCCACGAUCACCUUUAGAGCCAGUAUGUGAAGAUGGGCCAUUUGGCCCUGUACCAGAGGAAAAGAAAAGGACGUCACGUGAACUUCGGGAGCUCUGGAAAAAGGCUAUUUUGCAACAGAUACUCCUCCUAAGGAUGGAGAAGGAAAAUCAGAAACUACAAGCCUCUGAGAAUGACUUGCUAAAUAAGCGCCUAAAGCUUGAUUAUGAAGAAAUCACUCCUUGCCUAAAAGAAGUAACUACCAUAUGGGAAAAGAUGCUUAGCACUCCCGGAAGAUCAAAAAUUAAGUUUGACAUGGAAAAAAUGCACUCAGCUGUUGGGCAAGGUGUGCCACGUCAUCACCGAGGUGAAAUCUGGAAAUUUCUAGCUGAGCAGUUCCACCUUAAACACCCAUUUCCCAGUAAACAGCAGCCAAAGGAUGUGCCCUACAAAGAACUCUUAAAACAGCUCACCUCCCAGCAGCACGCGAUUCUCAUCGACCUCGGGCGAACCUUUCCAACACAUCCAUACUUCUCUGCCCAGCUUGGAGCAGGGCAGCUGUCACUUUACAACAUUCUGAAGGCCUACUCACUUCUGGACCAGGAAGUAGGAUACUGCCAGGGUCUCAGCUUUGUGGCUGGCAUUUUGCUUCUUCAUAUGAGUGAGGAAGAGGCAUUUAAAAUGCUCAAGUUUCUGAUGUUUGACAUGGGACUGCGAAAACAAUAUCGGCCAGACAUGAUAAUUCUACAGAUCCAAAUGUACCAGCUCUCAAGGCUUCUUCAUGAUUACCACAGAGACCUCUACAAUCACCUGGAGGAGCACGAGAUUGGCCCCAGCCUCUAUGCUGCACCCUGGUUUCUCACAGUGUUUGCCUCGCAGUUCCCAUUGGGAUUUGUAGCCAGAGUCUUUGAUAUGAUCUUCCUUCAGGGAUCAGAAGUCAUAUUUAAAGUGGCUUUAAGUCUUCUGGGUAGCCAUAAGCCCUUGAUUCUACAGCAUGAAAACCUAGAGACCAUAGUGGACUUCAUAAAAAACACACUACCCAACCUGGGCUUGGUACAAAUGGAGAAGACCAUCAACCAGGUAUUUGAGAUGGACAUUGCUAAACAGUUACAAGCUUAUGAGGUUGAGUACCAUGUGCUUCAAGAAGAACUUAUUGAUUCCUCUCCUCUCAGUGACAACCAAAGAAUGGAUAAAUUGGAGAAAACCAACAGCAGCUUACGCAAACAGAACCUUGACCUCCUAGAACAAUUGCAGGUGGCAAAUGGCAGAAUCCAAAGCCUCGAGGCCACCAUAGAGAAGCUGCUGAGCAAUGAAAGCAAGCUGAAGCAGGCCACGCUGGCUUUGGAGCUGGAGCGGUCUGCACUGCUGCAGAUGGUGGAGGAGCUGCGGAGGCCGCCCGCUGAGGCCAGUGAGGGCCCCGGAGCCUGACUGCACCCAGCCCAGCUCUGGAAGGAGACUGCACACCAUCCCACCACUGUCCAGGCCUUAACCCACACAGACACAUAUGCUGGAGGCAGACAAUGGGAAAGCGCACUUCUCAGGGAGGAAACUAGUUCACCAGUGUGCAAAUUCUUUUGAGCUCACACUUGCAAUUCAGAGGACAGACGUCCCAGAGCUUUUUUUUAUUACUGUUUUUGUUGUUUUAGGUUAUGAUUUGUCCCUUCUCACAAUCCUGAUUACUGUUCUCAGUUGCUUUAGAUGGCAUGGACAUGAAUAAAGGCACCUUUAUGUUUCUUCGAUGUUUCCUUUUUCAGUGACACAGUGUUUGCAAAUAGCAUUCAUAACACUAGGAUUACAAAAGUAGAAAGGUCUCAAGACAAAAAUGUAAAUCUAUCACUCUUCAAGAAAGAGCUUGUGUGAUCACUAAGGAAGUGCAGCUAGCCAUAGUCUGUCCAUUUUUUAUUUGUAAUUUUGUGCUGGUACUAGGGCUUGAAUUCAGGACCUGCGUGCUGUUCCUUAGCUGUUUCAAUCAGGGCUCACAAACUCCACAUCUGGCUUGUUGGUGGUUAAUUGGAGAUAAGAGUCUUAAAGCCCAGGUUGGCUCAGAUCUCAGCCUCCUGAGUCACUAGUAAGAGCCUCUGGUGCCCUGUGGUCUGUCCAUUCUUGAUAUGGAAACCUAAAAUGACCAUAGGAAAGAAAGAUAUAUUUAAAUUGGACAUCUUGAAUUAUUUAGCAAAUUUGAUCACUGUCAUUAGUACUUAGAGAAGGUUUGUCUUUAAAAAAUUAGUGUUUUCAUAUGUUUUUGCUUAUCCUUUUAAGUAGAGGUGAUCAAAGUCAUGACGUGUUUUAUGGGAAAAUCAGUUUCUAGAGUCCAUCAGUUAUUGCUAGUGUGUGAUCUGCAGUGUGGGGUCUUAGAUAUUUAUUUCUUUGUGAUGGUUUCAUGUGCACACUAGAGUCAUGUAUUUAUUUUUACCUGUUGUAUGAUGUAUUGCAGUAUCAACACUUUGGAGAUCUGAUUCCUUACAGAAGGGUCAGGAUUUUCAGGGGUGCCCAAGAUUCUGGAUCUUUGAAAAGAGACCAGGCUAAAAUGGCAAUCAGAUAGAUAGCAACUGACAAUUUUUCAAAGGUGGGAUGUGUGUUUUGAAUGGAACUCGGAACACCAUAACACAUCUUUUCUCAGGAUGCUGAGGACCCUGUGCCUUCCAGCAAAGUGCUGCUCCUGGUCACCCUGUGUUUAGCUAGUCACUGUUUAGGGGGCCUCUCAGUGUACUUAGAAGGGGCUAUUUUCUUAGAGCUCUUAGAGAAAGAUUGUGUGACACAGGUGGCCUCCCAAACAGCAAAUUUUUUUUCUGGUCAUUACCUUGUAAUCAUAACCUGUUCCACUUGUCACAAGUCUCUGGACCCUCUUGGUGUUAGGUUCUCUUUUAAGCCUGAGAUAGAAGAAAGGGUCACCAUACUUGGAGUCGUUGUAAUUUCCAAAUGGUGGGUGUGGUUUUAUACUCCCUGCUGCUCCUGGAUCAAAGGAGGGUGGGUCUCAAACGUAACAAGUCCAUUGGUCUCUCUCCCAGAGACACAGGAGUGAACACUUGAGUGUGUCUUUCCAAAUCAAAUUUUGCUAUUUGAUAAAUGUCAGAUUUUGGCCAUCUUAUUACUACAAUUCAAAAACAAUGACUGCACCAAGAAACAACAAAGCAAUAAAACAAUUUAUGCCUA